AUGAACAGAGAAGUGAUGUCUGCCAAAGACACCGAUGAUUCACCACAUGGAAGGGUUGAAGACCGUUUUGCUUCAAUAUCUCGGCAACUCGAGAAUCUAAAGACGGACGUGGCUCAAAUCAGCCAACAAGUUGCUAUAGCUGGCUAUGAGAUUAAACGUCUCGAUCGUCAGUUCAACUCAGUACUUCUCACCAGCAAUGAGAGACUUCAAGAUCAGACUGAAAUGGAUAGACGAAGUCUGAUAAACAACAAGAGAGUCAUGGACAAAACUAUCGCCAAGAUCAAUAAUGUCAUUCUACUCUCGAACCAACUGGUAGACACCACCACUAAACACUUCGCGGAAUCUUACUAUAUCGGCUUAAUACAUUUCUUGGCGAUGGAGCUUAAUGAUCAGAAACGACCCCUUGAUGAUACAACAGGAGGAAGAACAGGUAGCCUCAUCAGAUCAACAAGCUUCCUGUAUGAAAGUAUCGGAAUUUACAAGGACCAAGCUUCUCCAAGGUCGACAAGCCAAAAGCAACUCGUUGAAAACGGAAGAAUCAAGAAGAUCAUAGCUCUCAAUCCGGCUGCUCGAGAAUUGUUCACAGAAGAUUCCCUCGAUCAAAUGUGUACAUUCGAUACACGAGAGUGCCAUUCUGCGGCGCAGCAUUUCAACUCGAUGGAAAUAUUGGAUUUUUUGCUCAAGGUUCAAAGAAAUGGAUUAAACCAUAACUCACAAGCCGGCUUUCACGAAUCUCAGAGGCGAGGAGAUAGAAUGAAGAUCCUCCUAGCCGUUUUAGGACCUGUUAGGUCCACGCACGAACUCUGUCAGCUGAUUAUGUCAUCGUUGAACGGUUCAUCAAUGCAAGAAGAAUACGCUCAGGAUCAACUACCAAAAGAAGUCGAUGAGCAUUAG
Messenger RNA from Kwoniella shivajii, 894 nucleotides. RefSeq lists its product as uncharacterized. Bases 1 to 894 code for a protein of 297 amino acids. The record is from RefSeq and is a predicted model, not a curated record. Lineage: Eukaryota; Fungi; Basidiomycota; Tremellomycetes; Tremellales; Cryptococcaceae. The transcript is spliced from 4 exons.